This is a messenger RNA of Prunus armeniaca (apricot), 231 nucleotides long. NCBI's taxonomy places the organism in Eukaryota, Viridiplantae, Streptophyta, Magnoliopsida, Rosales, Rosaceae. The record is from the annotation of a GenBank genome assembly.
AUGAGAAUUAUUAAGAAUAGACUUCGGAGCACCAUAGCUGAUGAAUUCCUUGCUGAUUGCAUGAUUCUCCGCAUUAAAAUAGAGUCUGUUAAUAAUAUCGAUAAUGAAGAGAUAAUUGAGGAAUUUAAGAUUUCUAUGCCUCAUAGGUGGGCCGGUGACUACGUUGGUGCGCAGUUUCAUGCAAUGCAAGUGAAUGAGAAGACCAGCCAAGGCAGGGCAUCAAUUGUGUAA